GCAGAAUAUGGCGAUGACAGUUCCGACGUGUUGCGCGGCAUGUGCUUCAGAAACAUAAAGAAAUUGUUUCGCACGUCUAUUCAUGUGCAAACUGCAAACUGCAAACUCAAUCUUGUCUCAGCAGUCACAGAGUUGCAUUAGUUUGCAAUAAAAUCGGGUAACGUUGCAAUAAUAAUACGGCGUACUUUGUACGAAAGUUAGUCUCGCGAAAAACUCAUUUCACAAUUGAUUAAACAAACAAGGACAUGGAUCGCUCGUACGGGAGGUAAAUAUGGCACAUCAAGUUCUUCGAAGAUUUCCCAGAAUGAUGGUCAAUCGUUCCUGCGACAUGGUGCAAAAGUUCGAGUAUCUCCUGGUGCUAGACUUCGAGGCCACAUGUGAAAGGUAUCAGGUGAUCAAACCACAGGAGAUCAUCGAGCUACCGUGCGCGGUGCUGUCCACCCACGAUUGGAAGCUGAAAGACAUGUUUCACUCGUAUGUGAAACCUAGAGUCCAUCCGACCCUCACACCAUUUUGCACGGAAUUGACUGGAAUCAUGCAGGAGACAGUGGACGGUCAGCCUUACUUCGUGGACGUAUUCCCGAUAUUUUGCGAGUGGCUGACUAAAAGAGGAUAUUUUGACAGACCUGAAAAAAGCUCGUUCGUCACGUGCGGCAACUGGGAUUUGAAAACCAUGUUGCCGAAUCAGUGCGAUUUAGAUGGCAUUGCUCCACCGGAUCAGUUUAAACAGUGGAUAGAUCUAAAGCAUAUGUUUUGCGAAUCCACUGGGUAUUAUCCGAAAAGCUUGAAAGACAUGCUUGCACGAUUAAACAUGCCACUAAAGGGACGUUUACAUUCAGGUAUCGACGAUGUGAAAAAUAUGAUUUCAAUAAUGCUAGCUUUGAAAGAGAAAUACAACACACAAUUUAAAAUUACUUCGUCGUUAACAACUUCUGCGAUAAAUUUUAGACAUUACGAACAGACUGAGGUGGCGAGGAAUGUAUCGAAGAAAAACACAUGAUUGUUAGAAAUGAGUCUGCAUUAAUAAAAUAUGAUUUUUGUAAAAUUCUUCAGUUACAAUAAUUACAUAAAUAAAUAUUCUGAUUGUCAUAAAAAA
This is a messenger RNA of Solenopsis invicta (red fire ant), 1096 nucleotides long. Its product is annotated as ERI1 exoribonuclease 3. The coding region runs from base 272 to 1000 and encodes 242 amino acids. NCBI's taxonomy places the organism in Eukaryota, Metazoa, Arthropoda, Insecta, Hymenoptera, Formicidae. The transcript is spliced from 2 exons. The record is from RefSeq and is a predicted model, not a curated record. Gene Ontology annotation, molecular function: nucleic acid binding; 3'-5'-RNA exonuclease activity. Gene Ontology annotation, biological process: exonucleolytic trimming to generate mature 3'-end of 5.8S rRNA from tricistronic rRNA transcript (SSU-rRNA, 5.8S rRNA, LSU-rRNA).